CGGAAGCAAAGUAUAUAAAGGACAGCCUUGUUCACCUUGAUACCCAUCAUCCAGAAGCUAUCUUAAGAACGACAAUGACAACACCUCAAGUAUCUCUCGGCGGUGAGGCACACGCGAUCAAGAUUGGCCAGAUCGGGUACGGUCUCAUGGGCCUGACAUGGCGCGACGCCUCGACAUUUCCCUCGGACGAAUCGGCAUUUGCCGUCAUGAAGCAAUCUGUCGAUGCCGGCUGCACCCUCUGGGAUGCUGGCGCCUUCUACGGCCCGCCCACGCACUCUGACGCCAACCUGACGCUAGUACGGCGCUUCUUUGAAAAGUACCCCGACUACAAGGAGCGCGUCGUGCUGUGUGUCAAGGGCGGCAUUGUGAUGGACACCUACCGUGAAAAGGGCAUGCCCGGCCUCGCACCAGACAUGAGCGAGGACAAUCUCCGUAAUGAUCUUCGUGAGAUCCGAGAGGCGCUGGGCAGCGAUCAAGGCGGGCACGACGUUGAUCUGUACGAAGUCUGCAGGAUAGACAAGCGGCACACGACAGAGCAAUGGAUGAAGACACUUUUGAAGCUGCGGAGCGAGGGCUUGUUCAAGCACAUCGCUCUCUCCGAGGUCGGCGCUCAGACGAUCCGCGACGCCGCCGCCGUGGGGCCCGUGUCAGCUGUCGAGAUUGAGUUCUCGCCUUGGGAGCUCGAGGCCGAGAAGAAUGGCGUCAUUGAGGCAUGCGAGUCGCUCCAAAUCCCCAUCUUGGCCUACAGCCCCGUCGGCAAGGGUAUGCUGACGGGCGCCAUCAAAUCGCGAGAUGACAUUCCCAAGGGUGAUAUUCGUCUGCACCAGGACAGGUUCAGCGAGGAAAACUUUGACAAAAACAUCCGCCUCGGUCAGGCCUUCCAGGACCUUGCGCAGAGAAAGGGAUGCACUGCUGCGCAGCUCGUGCUGGCCUGGAACAUUGCGCGCAACCCGUCGAUCAUGGUGCCUAUCCCCGGCUCGACAAAUGUCGGCAGGGCCAAGGAGAACGCGGAGAGCGUCAAGGUCAAGGUCACAGACGAGGACGACAAGAGCAUCCGAGACAUUCUCGAGACAAUGGGCGUCGCUGGAGGGCGAUACUCUGCCGUGAUUCGCGCACACGGGUCUCUCUGGGCCUAGCUGUCCGGAUUUAUUGGCGAGCUUGGCGUGUUCCUAUAUCGCGCGUACCGCUGCCAUGGUUCCUGUACCGACACCCUGUCUAGAUCGCAAUUUAGAUUACAUAAGCA
Acaromyces ingoldii is the source of this 1243-nucleotide messenger RNA. Its product is annotated as Aldo/keto reductase. Bases 75 to 1136 code for a protein of 353 amino acids. NCBI's taxonomy places the organism in Eukaryota, Fungi, Basidiomycota, Exobasidiomycetes, Exobasidiales, Cryptobasidiaceae. The transcript has 3 exons. Gene Ontology annotation, cellular component: cytoplasm. The record is from RefSeq and is a predicted model, not a curated record.